Molecule: messenger RNA, 474 nt
Organism: Dibothriocephalus latus
Lineage: Eukaryota; Metazoa; Platyhelminthes; Cestoda; Diphyllobothriidea; Diphyllobothriidae
Source: the annotation of a GenBank genome assembly
AUGGUCCUAGCCUCUACAACCACGACAGCAAAUAUAGCCCUAAAAACUCCACUUGUUAUGCUGGGACAACGUAUACUGAUGAAACAGGUGGACUAUACGUUGCCUUACAGACUGGGCGCUAAUGCAAUCCUUGGCGUUUCCUUGGCCGUCUUGAAGGCUGGAGCUGCAGAAAAGAAUGUCCCAGUCUACCGACAUGUAGCCAAUCUGGCCGGCAUCCUGCGCGUCAGCCUGCCAGUACCAGCCUUCAAUGUGAUCAACGGCGGCAAACAUGCUGGCAACAAACUGCCCAUGCAGGAGUUUAUGAUCCUGCCGACGGGCGCAAAAUCCUUCUCCGAGGCCCUUCGCAUGGGUACCGAGACCUACCACCAUUUGGCCAAGAUAAUAAAAAAGAAGUACGGAAUUGACGCCUGCAACGUCGGGGACGAGGGCGGUUUCGCGCCCAACGUUGGUGAUGUGCACGAGGGUUUGUUGUAG